Molecule: messenger RNA, 2010 nt
Organism: Prunus dulcis (almond)
Lineage: Eukaryota; Viridiplantae; Streptophyta; Magnoliopsida; Rosales; Rosaceae
Product: E3 ubiquitin-protein ligase MPSR1
Exons: 2
Coding region: 423-1184 (253 amino acids)
Biological process (GO): protein ubiquitination
Cellular component (GO): cytoplasm
Molecular function (GO): ubiquitin protein ligase activity
Source: RefSeq, a predicted model, not a curated record
UAAGGAGUGAAAGGGGGAGAUCUGACUUGCCAGAGGUGCGAGUGACAACACAUCAACGUGUUUCCAGUAAGUACGUGUGGUUGAACUUGAGGCUCCUUCACUUCAAGGACAGAGAAACAGAGAGAGAGAGAGAGAAAGAGAGAGAGAGUGGGGUGGGAGGAUCACUCACUCUCACUAUUUACCCAUCAUCCACCAAAUCAGUCUUGAGUCUCAUUUCUGCUUGCUCAUCUCAUCUCAGAUAGAGACAGAGAUUGAAAAAGCAUAAUGACCAGAAUGCCCUCGAUGGCAUUAAUCCCCAAAUCCAAAACAAGAUGCAAGUCCUCCCUCCUCCUGAGUAGUCAUACUGGUUGCUGGGACUGGCCGCCUCCCCUUCCCCUCUGCACUGCCAACGAUAAUCUCCAUCAAUUAAAAAAAAUAAAGAAAUGGGUGAUCAUCAGACGUUCUGGUGCCACGAAUGCGACAUGAGCGUGAGCCUGGUGCCUUGUUCUGCCCAGGAGACUCUGCUCUGCCCUUACUGCUUCAGCGAUCUCUUGGAGCUCAUGGAUUCUUCGUCUUCUUCUUCUUCUUCUUUUUCUGACCAUCAGCACAACUCACAAGACAACUUCUUGCUCAACAGCCCAUUCCUCCACCGCCUCAUCCACCACCUCUCCACCCACCCCAUCAACCACGACGACCGCCUCCCUUCACCCACCGCCGCCGUCCCCCCUUCUUCUCUGCCUGCCUCCAAGGCCUCCGUCGACGCCAUCCCUACUCUCAAGAUCACCUCCUCCAUGCUCGAUCUCGACCCCCUUCUCCUCUGCGCCGUUUGUAAGGACCCAUUCCUUCACUCCGUCGACGCCAAGCAGCUCCCUUGCAAUCAUCUCUACCAUCCCCACUGCAUUCUGCCCUGGCUCUCUUCCCACAGCUCUUGCCCCCUCUGCCGUUUUCAGCUCCCCACCGACACUCACCAACCACACCUACGACACCAAAACCAAAACACCCCCUUGCCCUUCGACGACGACGACGAUCAGUACGAUUGGUUCAUGGAAUAUGGAUCCCAUGGGGGCAGUCUCCGCCUCAGCUACAUUGCUGCCAGUGGAAGGCAAAUGGCCAACCCAGGAGAAAUGGCUCCCGCUGCCUCCCCCAAUGUCAAUGCCGACUCAUCUUUCAACGGUGUUUCCCAGAUGCCCCAUCUUUAUCUUUGACAGCAAUUUCAUGCCCAAUCGAUCAUGGUUCAAACUUGUGAGCAUUAGCUUAAAUGGUUCAUCAAUGUGGAGGCCCAGGACCUGUCCUGUGACUACCGGCCAUAAUUGGCUUGUAGCAUCCCCCACUCCAUACACCUCUCAAUUCUUGCUGAGGCUGAACGUGAGUUAUAGGCUCCUGUUAGUUUGCUAGGAGGCUUGAUCAACUAAGAAGUUGGCACUUAUCCAUUGGGCAUUUAUAAAGGUCUUGCUUCAAGGGUUUACUAAAUCCAUGUUAUGGUAUAAAUUCAAACCGUAAGUGCUGGAUGGGUAAAUCUUAUUUCACUUUAAAAUAUGCCUGUCUUGUCCAUUUUUCCUCCAACGCAUCUAGCUAUUCUCUUUAAAUCCAACAAUUUCAUACCCAUCGUUAUGGUUCAUGGGUUCAUUUAUAUUGAAGUUGUACUGGGAUUAGUAUUUUCUAACCGGACAUACAGGGAUUAAUAUGAUUAUUCAAGAUAACAUAAAUUGCCUUAUGUACCAAUUUGAAGGUUCCCGCCACUACAGCCUUAAGUUGGGGCAAACUCUUCUCUUUGUUUUCUUUCAUUUUUGUAGUAGUUACUUAAGACUAAAACAUGACAAUGAAAUCAUCUUCCUGGGCAAUCUUUGGGGCCAAAGUUGCAAAUGUCUGUUCUUGCUUCGGCAUGGCCUAUGCUUAAACCAUGAUGGCCAGAGUGAAGUUCACAAUGCCAUGUCACCUGGCUAAUUCUUACCUUGUAAUCAAUUUUUAAAUGCCAAAUAUCCAAGAGCAAGGCUUUAUAGAUUUUACUAAUAUAUCUCUUUCAAUAUUUGA